UGACUUAUAAAAAUCUGGGUUUACAGUAAAGCAAACAACGCAGGCAAGCAAGCCUGCCUAAGAAAUCGAAAAUGGAUUAGAAUUGCAUGUGAUUGCAAACAGGCUAGUGUGGGGUUUGCCUUUCAGCUGCUGAUUUCACCAUGGAAAGUUUGGAACAAAUGAUGAGACUGGACAAGCAAAAGCUUACGGAGCCCAUAAAGACUAUAGAGGAAAAAUGGAGACUCCUGCCAGCUUUCUUGAAGACGAAAGGACUGGUGAAACAGCACAUCGACUCCUUCAAUUACUUCACCAAUGUGGAGAUUAAAAAGAUUAUGAAGGCAAACGACAAGAUAUUGAGUGAUGCCGAUCCCAACUUUUACCUCAAAUAUCUCAACAUCUAUGUUGGAAUGCCCAAUGUGCAAGAAAAUCUGGGCAUUGCACAAACGGUUUCCCCUCAUGAGUGUCGUCUCAGGGAUAUUACGUACUCCGCACCCAUCACAGUCGAUAUUGAAUUUGUGCGCGGGAAGCAGACUGUCAUCAGGAAGAAUGUGGAGAUUGGCAGAAUGCCAAUCAUGCUGCGUAGCUCCAACUGCAUCCUGGCUGGCAAGACGUCGGCCGAGAUGGCGCAGCUGAACGAGUGUCCGAUGGACCCGGGCGGCUACUUCAUCAUCCGCGGCACGGAGAAGGUCAUCCUCAUCCAGGAGCAGCUGUCCAAGAACCGGAUGAUCGUGGACAUUGACCACAAGGGGAACACCGAGUGCUCAGUCACCAGUUCCACCCAUGAGAGAAAGAGUAAGACGUACGUUUAUGUGAAGAAAGGAAAAUUCUACUUGAAACACAACAUAUUCAGUGACGACAUUCCGGUGGCCAUAGCGUUCAAAGCCAUGGGCGUGGCGUGCGACCAGGACAUUGUGCAGUUUGUGGGGAACGAGGAGGAGGUCUUUGACGCCAUGUCACCCUGCAUCGAGGAGUGCCACAGAGCUCAGGUCUACACCACUCAGCAGGCCUUGGACUACAUCGGAGCCAAGAUCCGUAAGAGGGCACCGGGUUCCAAAAGGUCAAAGGCUGAAGAAGGGAGAGAUGUUCUGAAAAACGUUAUUUUAGCCCACGUGCCCGUCGUGGAGUGGAACUUCCACCAGAAGGCGAUGUACCUGGCCCUGAUGGUGCGGCGCAUCGUACUGACGCAAGCGGGCCGGAUCAAGGUGGACGACAGCGACUACUAUGGCAACAAGAGGCUGGAGCUGGCCGGACAGCUGCUGUCGCUGCUGUUUGAGGACCUGUUCAAGCUCUACAACAUGGAUCUGAAGAAAGUGGCGGACAAGAACAUCCCCAAAGUCAGGGCGGCUGAGUUCGACAUUACAAAAUUCAUACGCACCGACCCCAUCACCAAUGGUCUCGCCAACGCCAUCGGAACUGGCAACUGGACCAUCAAACGUUUCAAGAUGGACCGCGGCGGUGUGACCCAGGUCCUCUCCCGUCUCAGUUACAUCUCCGCCCUGGGCAUGAUGACCAGGAUCAACAGCCAGUUUGAGAAGACAAGAAAAGUGAGUGGGCCAAGGUCAUUGCAGCCAUCGCAGUGGGGACUACUCUGUCCGUCAGACACUCCAGAGGGAGAGUCGUGCGGUCUGGUCAAGAACCUGGCCCUGAUGACCCACAUCACGGUGGACGUGGAGGAGGCGCCCAUCGCUCGGAUCGCCGUCAGUCUCGGGGUGGAAGAUCUGCAGACGCUCAACGGGGAAGAGGUCAGCAACCCCAACUACUACACCGUCUUCCUCAACGGCAACAUUGUCGGUAUCACCAGUCACUACCAGCGCCUGGUCUCCACGUUCCGGAAGCUUCGUCGGGCCGGCUACAUCAACGCGUUUGUCUCCAUCUUCCCCAACCACUCGCACAGAUGUGUCUACAUCGCGUCGGACGGGGGUAGAGUCUGCAGGCCGUAUAUCAUCGUGAACAAAGGGAAGCCACUGGUCACAUCCAAACACAUUGAGGAUCUGUGCCGAGAGUUCAGGUGUUUUGAGGACUUCCUCCAUGAAGGUCUAGUGGAGUACCUGGACGUGAACGAGGAGAACGACUGUAUGGUGGCUCUGUAUGAGGCAAACAUCACACGAGAGACAACACAUCUUGAGAUUGAGCCGUUCACCAUCCUGGGCGUGUGCGCGGGUUUGAUCCCCUACCCUCACCACAACCAGUCGCCCAGGAACACCUACCAGUGCGCUAUGGGCAAACAGGCAAUGGGAACUAUUGGCUACAACCAGAGGAAUCGCAUUGACACCCUGCUGUACUCCCUGGCUUACCCUCAAGCCCCGCUGGUCAAGUCAAAGACCAUAGAACUGAUCCACUUUGACAAGUUGCCGGCGGGCCAGAAUGCCACCGUGGCCGUCAUGAGCUACAGCGGCUACGACAUUGAGGACGCGCUGGUGCUGAACAAAGCCUCCCUGGACAGAGGUUUCGGCCGCUGCCUGGUUUACAAGAAACAGACGUGUGCGGUGAAACGCUACGCCAACCUGACCUUUGACCGCAUCUUGGGGCCCAAGGUGGACAGAGACACCUACAAGCCAAUCUGGAAACACGAGCCCCUGGACAUGGACGGAAUAGCGGCGCCAGGUGUGCGUGUGGAGAACCGCCAGGUGAUGGUCAACAAAGAGAUGCCCACGGUGACCUCCUCCUCGUCGGUGCAGAACCAGAUGGGGAAGCAGACGGAGUACAAGGAAACACCUAUCACCUACAAAGGGCCGGAGCCGUCAUACAUUGAGCGGGUUCUCAUCACGUCCAACCAGGAGGAGUCCUUCCUGGUCAAGAUGCUCCUGAGGCAGACGCGCCGGCCGGAGGUCGGAGACAAGUUCAGCAGUCGCCAUGGGCAAAAGGGAGUGUGCGGCCUCAUUGUACCUCAGGAGGACAUGCCUUUCACAGACCUGGGAAUUUGUCCUGACAUUAUCAUGAACCCCCACGGGUACCCGUCCCGUAUGACGGUGGGGAAACUGAUCGAGCUGCUGGGCAGCAAGGCAGGCGUCCUGGAGGGGAAGUUCCACUACGGCACAGCUUUUGGCGGUGACAAGGUGGCGGACCUGUCGGAGGUUCUCAUCGACCACGGGUUCAACUACCUGGGCAAGGACUACGUCACGUCUGGCAUCACUGGGGAGCCCCUGGCAGCGUACAUCUACUUCGGGCCCAUCUACUACCAGAAGCUCAAGCACAUGGUGCUGGACAAGAUGCACGCCCGAGCCCGCGGCCCGCGCGCCGUACUGACCCGUCAGCCCACCGAGGGGAGGUCCAGGGACGGGGGGCUACGUCUGGGGGAGAUGGAGAGGGACUGUCUCAUCGGUUAUGGGGCUAGUAUGCUGCUGUUGGAGCGACUCAUGAUCUCCAGCGACGAGUUUGAGGUGGACGUCUGUGGUCAGUGCGGACUCAUCGGCUACUCCGGAUGGUGCCAGUACUGUAAGUCCUCUAAGGAUGUGUCCACCCUCAAAAUGCCGUAUGCCUGCAAGCUUCUGUUCCAAGAGCUACAGUCCAUGAACAUUGUGCCCCGACUGUCGCUGAAGAGAUACAACGAGUUGUGACCUUUCACCCCUUCCUCAGGGUCACAGGGAUUUUUUUUUUUUUCAAUUAGUUUUUUUAGCCACCGUUGCAAGAAUAAGUGAAUGAAUGAAUGCUGAGUCUUUGAGAGUGUAUGUGUGUGGAUAAAAUGUUGAAGAGAGUUUGUGGUGAAGAAAUGCAAAAAGUGAGCAAUAAAUGUUACAAGUGUCUGAUGAUGGGAAUGGAUGCUGGGUUUUCUUUUGGCCCCUGUCUGACUGUCUGUCUGUCUGUCUGUCUGUCUGUCUGUCUGUCUGUCUGUCUGUCUGUCUGUCUGUCUGUCUGUUGCGAGUGAUCUAGUGGAAACUGCUGCUGUGUCAAGAAUAGAAUGCAUAAAGUGAAUGUUUUUAUUUAACGGGGAAAUAAAUGUGCAGAGGUUGAAAGUUCAAUUCUCGAUUGGA
Aplysia californica (California sea hare) is the source of this 3950-nucleotide messenger RNA. Its product is annotated as DNA-directed RNA polymerase III subunit RPC2. Bases 141 to 3536 code for a protein of 1131 amino acids. Gene Ontology annotation, biological process: DNA-templated transcription. Gene Ontology annotation, cellular component: RNA polymerase III complex. Lineage: Eukaryota; Metazoa; Mollusca; Gastropoda; Aplysiida; Aplysiidae. The record is from RefSeq and is a predicted model, not a curated record. Gene Ontology annotation, molecular function: DNA binding; DNA-directed RNA polymerase activity; ribonucleoside binding. The transcript has 30 exons.